AUACGAAUAACUUCAGACUCUCGUUGGUUCCGCCCUCACUUUCCUCACUAUCACCACUAGAUGGCAGAGAGGUAUUGGGUGAAAAGUUCUGCCAUCGCUGUCAAAGUUAAAUGUUUUGCUUCGUCCUGAGUUAGGGUUUGGGAGUGGAAAUUGUACAGCAUCAGCACACUACUUUACGUGUUUCUGUUUCCGCAAAUACAAGGAUGAAAUAGAAAUCUCACGCGAUCAACCGACUUUACAUGGACGCGGUUCAAAUCCAUCCCGUGUGCUCGUGCAAAUGCCCCGCGCGAAACACUCACCGCUCAUUUCCUGGAUUCGUGAUUUCACAGUAUAACAACUUCUGCAAACCUCUGUGCCUCCUCCACUGACUGCACACUGCCAUGUGUGUGUGAGUGUCCCUGCAGCUCUUGGCAAUGCUGUGGAGAAAUGCCGUUCGUUUCUACCAAAGGGAUUUAUUCGUGUAAUCAAAUAUUUUAGAGAUCUAUAAGAAAGAGUAUUUGACUCGGACAUGGAUGGAUCUACGAAUAGUCUUGAUGAUGUGUCGGCAGAAAGCAGCACAGAGUUUCCUGACAAGCUGUCUUUAAUGGAGGUACGCCUCCAAGCACAGGAAGAUGAAAUAACUCUACUGAAGUCCUCAUUGGCCGAUGCCUUACGCAAGCUCCGCCUUCAUGACCAACAGAUACCCUUGCUUAAACAGCAGCUGAUUGCUGUGAACCCCGCUGCUGCUCGAGUGUUAAAUCAGCCCUAUUAUGUGGAUGGAUUCUUUAAACCUUGCAGAAUGUCUACAAGCUCUCUUGAUGGACUUCACCACCCACCCAACAGCCAUAUCUCAAACACAGCUGAAAAUGGGGAGGGCGGGGCUAAUACAAUUCCCAGCCACAAAUCAAGCGCUAGUGACAGGUGUACACAGACAGAUCCGUGGAUCCCAAAUUACGAGACUGUCCCGCUGGACUUGACGCAGGGUGUCCAUAGUCUGUCCCUGGAGGAUGCUUUACCUGAAGGCGUCCCCUUCACGGAAGACACCUUGACCAAAUUCCAUGGAGAGGACGAAGACAUUGAUGAGAGAUACAAGGACCACACCUGGAGCUCUGUAGUAGAAGACAUCAUCCAGCCCACCACUAUCAGGACACUCCAGCAGCAACAGAGCAAAGGCAGUGAGGACAGCCAGGGAUCAUGCCCUCAAACCCCAACGUCCUCCUCCCCAGCACCCACGAAAGAGCCAGCCUCCAGCCUGCAUGGAGGACCCCUCUCGUCCAUCCAGGAGGGAGAGAAAGCACUGGUCAGGAGGAACAGUGAGAAACUAAGUAGAGACCCCCAAGACAAGACCAAACAGCGGCUUUCUAAGAAAGCAGCCUCCUCUACAAACUUACUUUCUCGAUCUCCAAGUCUUGAGAACCGGGCAAAGGACCUUAUUUCCAGUACAGGUUCUCAGGGGGCCAGGAGAGGAACUCAAAGUCAGUCAAUCAAGAUGUUUAUUCGCGGGCGACCAAUCACCAUGUACAUUCCCUCAAACAUUGUAAACUAUGAGGAGCUGAAAAUGGAUCUUCCCUCACAGAGACUGGAUUUGGACUGGGUCUAUGGUUACCGGGGGCGAGAUUGUCGUGCUAAUCUUUACCUCUUGCCAUCUGGGGAGGCUGUGUAUUUUAUUGCGUGUGUGGUGGUUUUGUACCACAUAGGCAAACGAACGCAACGACAUUAUCGCAAACACACAGACUGCGUACGUUGUCUUGCCAUUCAUCCAGACAAGGUGCGCAUAGCAUCGGGACAGACAGCUGGAGUAGACAAAGAUGGCAAGCCCCUUCAGCCAUUUGUGCACAUUUGGGACUCCAAAACGCUAGUGACACUGCAGCAGAUUGGCCUUGGCACAUUCGAGCGAGGUGUUGGAGCUGUAGCAUUUUCCAAUUCAGAUGCAGGCACAUUUCUAUGUGUGAUUGAUGAUUCCCAGGAACACAUGUUUUCUGUGUGGGACUGGAAUAAGAACACAAAGCAUACUGAGGUCAAGAGCACUAAUGAGGCAGUUUUGGCAGUGGACUUCAGCCCUACAGACACCAACAACAUCAUCACUUGUGGCAAGUCCCAUGUGUACUUCUGGACCAUGAGUGCUGGGACUUUGACCAAGAAACAGGGCAUCUUUGGAAAAUACAAAAAGCCCAAGUUCAUCCUGUGCUUCGUGUUCAGUCUCACGGGUGAUGUGUUGACGGGAGACUCCGAGGGAAACAUUCUCACUUGGGGAAAAUCAGCCGCUGAUAUCAAAACAUUGGGAAAAGGAGCAAAGGAAACAUUUCAGAUCAUGAAGCAGACGCGCGCUCACGAGGGCAGUGUUUUUACUAUGUGUGUCCUGCAGGGCGGCGCUAUACUGAGCGGUGGCGGUAAGGACCGCAAGAUUAUCCGCUGGAGCGCAGAUCUGGCGCCUGAAAGAGAGUGUGAGAUUCCAGAGAAAUUUGGGGCAGUUCGCACCAUUGCUGAUGUAGAUGGUGAGGAAUUGCUUGUUGGUACAACACGAAACGCAAUCUUGAGAGGAACUUUUUCAGACGGAUUUGUGGCCAUUGUACAGGGACAUGUGGAUGAAAUGUGGGGUCUGGCCACUCACCCAUCUCAGAACAUCUUUCUCACCUGUGGAAACGAUCGUCAAGUAUAUGUGUGGAAUGCAGAGGACCACAAACUGGACUGGUGCACCACACUAGAGGAGUCUGGUCUGUGUGCUGAUUUCUGUCCCAAUGGUGCUGUUGUCUCUGUUGGACUAAGUACUGGAAGAUGGGUUGUACUGGAUCUACAAACCAAAGAAGUGGUAUCAGACAUGACUGAUGGCAAUGAGCAGUUAUCCGUAAUGAGAUACUCUCCAGAUGGCUGCUUUUUGGCAGUUGGUUCCCAUGACAACUUCAUCUACAUUUACAACGUCACAGAAGGAGGCCGGCGCUACAUGCGAUUUGGAAAGUGCACAGGACACUCCAGUUUCAUUACUCACCUUGACUGGUCCAAAGAUGGGAAAUAUAUCAUGUCCAACUCUGGCGAUUAUGAAAUUCUCUACUGGGAUAUCGCAGGCGGCUGCAAGCUGUUGAGGAACCGGUUUGAGAGUAAAGAUCGAGAGUGGGCAUCCUAUACCUGUGUGCUUGGCUUCCAUGUCAUGGGUGUGUGGCUUGAAGGGUCAGAUGGGACAGACAUCAAUGCCUUGUGUCGCUCGCACAGUGAGAGCAUGGUGGCAGUUGCUGAUGACUUCUGUAAAGUUCAUCUGUUCCAGUAUCCCUGUCCUAAACCAAAGGCACCCAGUUAUAAGUACGAAGGCCACGGGAGUCAUGUGACCAACGUACGCUUCACGCUUAACGACAGUUAUCUCGUGUCAUUGGGCGGGAAAGACACCUGCAUCCUCCAAUGGCGAGUUAAAAGGACGGGGACUGGAGACAAUAAGGAACAUGUGCCCUCAUUCUCUCCUGUCUGCUCUUCUUCUGGCUCUCCAGAAAAUGGAACAUAGACAGACACAAUGUGAAUCAAGAACCAGAAAGAGAGAAAACAAGAAAUGCAAGAAGAUAUUGUAGGAAAUGAAGCAAGGGUGAAAUAUUUUACUGCACAAUGUGUUGUGACAUUAAGCAUUUGGAAGGUUCUGCCAGAUUUUGUGAAAUAUGUAACACGUUCUUUUACCAUUGAGAACUAAUAACUAAUGCAUAGCUAUUCACUACCUACAUUCCUGUAUAACCUGACAUGUUACAAUGUACCAUGAUGCUGUGUUGCACCUUUAGACAUUUAAACAUUUGUGUCAGAUACAUGUUAUUGUUUAUCUCAAAAUCAGUCAUUAGAAAUUAUAUAUUUCAAUAUAGACCUAAGUAGUGAUUAUCCAAGUGUAUGGGUGGAGAACAUGACCAAAAUAGCCAAAUUUGAAAGAAUAAAUCCUGUGGAUGUUGUGAAGUUUUUCUGGUGAAAGAUUUCUUCUUAUGAAGUAGAAGUUUUUGGUCCAUUAUUAUUUUUUUUUUAUUAUUGUGAGUGACAUUAUUUUUAUGACAAUUAAGAACAAUUUCCCUCCAAAUAACUGUAUUACGGAAAUGUAUUCUUAAUUCUGCAACACAGUAAUGAAAAUCAUCCUAUCUAGAUGCAAUUUUAUUUUUAUUGAAAUCAGCAAAUUCAGUACAACAAAUAAUACCAUAUAUGCACAAUAUUUUACUUUACAAAUGUACAGUAGGCUGUUGAGAACUGAUUUUGCGUGAAAAUAAUGUCACAUUGCCUAAAUUCUAAAUGGCCCUAAAAUAGGCUUUGUUUUCUUUAUGCAGAAUAAUAAAUGUAAUUUCUUAUUUAUUUAAAUUUUUGGGGAAACAAGACCCAGAUAUUUCUUGAAAGAUUCACACAUGUAUUUGAGCAAACUGCAGUUCAAUUUGAAAUGUUUGUGAAUUCGGUCUCAAAAAUUUGAUUGUUUUGUAAUUUCAAAAGUAUCAUGAGAAUGUUUUGGAAAAAAAUACAUUUAUCAUGCCUUCCUUAAUUCAAUAAGGUUACGUCAUUGAGAAGCAUUUUUUACUGCCUAUUCUAUAACCGUCCUCGUGUUAACCGUGAUAACCGGCCUCUGGCUACAGGCACACCCUAAGGAAAAUCUACUUUUUUUCUGGCCACAAAAUGUUGUAAUAUUCAGGAAAAUCCACUUCUUUUGAUUGAAUAAUGAUGGAGGAACAUAAUUUGUGUGAAAAGAAAUAACAACAGAAGGUUGUUUUGAAUUUAAAAAAAGGUGGUGAGGGAGCCUUUUACCUCACACCUGGGAAAAAGUCUCCCUUACUUGGGAAAAAAGGCCCCCAGGGAGUUUAUAUUGAUAUAUAGUGUAGAUAACAGGGCCAGUAGUUAUAGGGCACAAUUUGUCAAGACAUUUGACAUUUUAUGUAUUCUACAAACAAAUGAAUCUCCAUUGUUAUUGGAUCAGUCAAUGUGAGCCCACUUUGAAAAUUUUUCAUAUCAAAUCUAUUCCCCCCACUCAGAGAUGGAUUACCGACCAGACCAAUGGGGCCAGUGUCCAGGGGCCUAUGACUCCCUGGGGGGGCCCUAGACUUUAAGGUUGCGCGAUCCAGUUUGGUGAUCCCCCCGCUCGAUUACCCAUCAACAAUGAAAAAGAAACAACAACCCCCUCCCCGGUCAACACAUUUUGGAGAUAAUUGGCCCUCUGGCCUUUGCAAGUCAUAAUCAAUCCCUGCCCCCAGUGAAGAAAACUAUGUGUUUAAUGGGUGCCUUUAGCUACUGCAACUGGAGGGCUUUUUACCCCAAAACCAUCCUUUCACCUAUUGGAUGGUUAUUGAAAAAUGUUUGAUAUAAUCAAAAUUGAAAAUGACAAAUAAGUAUUUUGUCUCAAAAUAAAUGUGAUGAUUUCCAUGAUAUUCAUUAGCUACAGAAAUUGUAAAAAUUGUAAAAAUUAAUAAACAUUAGAUCAAAUGACCUUAAAAUCAAUCAAGACAUUUCACUCCAUGAUGAUUCAUGGAUCAGGAAACUAAUGCAGUGCUUAGAGACAAACAGGUGUUUAGGAAGGUCUUGUGGUAUUAUUUACGCUAUUUAGUGUUUUAAGAGAAAAUCAGAGGAGCAUUUAGCCCCGUUGUACCCUACUACAUGUGUCAUUAAUUACAUUAUAAAGUCAUUUGUCUCUGUGAAGCUUGCUGUUACAGAUUCUAGGAUAAUCAGCACUUUAAUUUCUUUCAGGAAUGUGUCUACUGUCCCAAAACAUCCUAAUUGCUUUUUUUUUUUUUUUUCGUCUUUAUUUUUUAGAUAAAGUCAGCUUUUCACAGCUUGUUUGAACAAUGUGAACAUUUAUGUUAUUGUUUAAUCAAUAAAUAUGUCUUGAAGUUACCAUAUUUUUGUCUAGAUGUGCUCCAAAAAUCAUUACAUUUAGCUUUAGCGUCACAACAUAUCUUAGCAUCACCUAGUGGGCAAUAAAAAUAAUGCAUUAAAAACGUGGGACUGUAAAGCGGUCUUUAAAUCUAUAGGGGGCAAUAUUGUACCAAUUUUCGCUGUUCUAACCUGGUUCGCCCAUGGAGUUUUUCAUGAUCCAAC
Molecule: messenger RNA, 6009 nt
Organism: Xyrauchen texanus (razorback sucker)
Lineage: Eukaryota; Metazoa; Chordata; Actinopteri; Cypriniformes; Catostomidae
Product: echinoderm microtubule-associated protein-like 3
Exons: 24
Coding region: 509-3469 (986 amino acids)
Biological process (GO): microtubule cytoskeleton organization
Cellular component (GO): mitotic spindle
Molecular function (GO): microtubule binding
Source: RefSeq, a predicted model, not a curated record